AUGGCUGACCAAGGUGAGGACGAUCCCGAGCUCGCAACGCUUACCGCGCACGCCGACGGAGAUCCCCCACAAGCCAUAGUAGUCACCCCAGGCCAGACCGCCUGUGAUGUGAAACCCCACAUGAUUGCAAUCCUACCGACUUACUAUGGGAAGAGUUAUGAAGGACCCUACGAGUUCUUAAAUGAGUUCUGCAAGAUCUGUAAGGCACAGAGGCGGCCAGCAGGAGCGAGCGAGGAUGAUUACAGACUGAAGGCCCUACCUUUUGUCCUAAAGGGAGAGGCCAACACUUGGUUCAUGCGUCUGCCGGCCGACUCUAUCAAUACGUGGGCCGAUUUCAAGUCAGUUUUCCUAGCCGAGUUUUUCCCGUCUUCGAAGACAAGUGCAUUGAAGAGGAAAAUAUCGUGCAUAAGGAAAGAAUAUGAUGAAACCCUGAGCGAGUACUGGGAGAAGUACAUGAGCCUUCUGGAGUCAUGCCCCAACCAUCGCAUGAAGGAGAUAGAGGUGCACCACACCUUCUAUGAGGGGAUGAACAAGGAAACCAAGGAUCUGGCGAAUUCAUCAUCUGGUGGUGAUUUCACCCAGUUGAGAGUAAGUGAAGCCAAAAAGGUGCUACGCAAGCUGUUGAAUGCGAAGAAGACGUACGAUAACGCGAGAGAUGGGUACAGCAGAGAAAGGGUAGCUAGUGCUUCGGCUACUGACCAGGAGGAACGGAUGGACUUGAAGAUGGGGGAAUUGAAGAAGGAAUUGCUGAUUGCAAUCAAACAGAACACUCCACCACCUUCUCCAACUGGAAGCCAAGAAGCCCCAGCACUACCAUAUGAUCAGCCGGACAACUUGCCGGAUGUGGAGCAAGCAAAUGCCGCAGGAUACUACAAUUCCAACGGCAAUUGGAUUCCGGGGAAACAAAGAGAUGCACCAUGGAGGGACCACCAAAAUUUCCGAUGGGGAGAUGGAAAUCAGAAUCAGAACCAAAAUCAGGCUCCAAAUCAACCCAACCCCCAACCGAACCAAUAUCCCAACCGCGGACCAACAAACCCCGACUACCAGUCGAGGAGGUCCAUGGAGGACAUGAUGGGAGAGAUGCUUGCCUCGCAGCAAAGCAUUAAAAAUGACUUGCAGUCCAGUAAUGAAACAAUGCAAGGAAUGCAAAGUGCCAAGAAGGAGCAUAGGGCAAAUAUGGAUAUGAUGAACAUGCAGUUGGCCCAGCUCGCUAACUCGGUGGGCGAAAUGAAGGGGAACUCAGGGAAACUCUCAUCUACAGUCCAUGUACCUGAGAAGGAAAAUGUGAUCAAGAUUACACUGCGGUCCGGGACAGCCUAUAAUGGACCUCAGCUCAAGAACCCUAUUGGGGAGUCUAAUAGAGAAAGGGUGCUGAGCGACGUCAUUCCAGCGGAAGAGCUCAAGAGGCCUCUGCCUCAGAUGGAGGAUCCGUUUUUUCUAAACGAGAAGCCUACCGUGGAGGGAAAGGAGGAAGAAACACAACCUGGGAAUGAGCAACCGGGAGGAGUAAUACCCACAUCGGAACCUCAAGCCCAGGAGGAGCCAAAGGGAAUUCCACAAGGACUGACUGGAGAGGCUAAGGGAGAAAAACCGUUUCCAUAUCGGUUUGUGACGAAAAGGAAGAAGGAAAACCCUGUGGAUUUCAUGUCGAUCUUUGGGAAGCUGGAUGUCACCAUACCAUUCCUCCAAGCCGUGAGACUGCCCCCUCUGGGGAAGUUUAUAAAGGAGUUCAUAGCCGGGAAGGCCCAGGAGGAUGGAAAGAUCAUGGUGGAGGGAAUAGCGUCAGCCAUUGUACAAGAGAAGCUACCACCCAAGAGAGCCGACCCAGAAUUUCUUGAGACCGAAUUAUUGCAGGAAAAGCUCCAAACCUUGGAUGUGUAUGCCCAGGCUGAUGUGGAAGUAGCCGCAUGGUGUGAUCUGAUCAGUAGCCGAGGGUUGACUGACGAAGAGAUCGAAGAAGCAAUUAUGGAAUUCUGUCAGAAGUAG
Salvia hispanica is the source of this 1986-nucleotide messenger RNA. Lineage: Eukaryota; Viridiplantae; Streptophyta; Magnoliopsida; Lamiales; Lamiaceae. The record is from RefSeq and is a predicted model, not a curated record.